This is a messenger RNA of Diaporthe batatas, 654 nucleotides long. RefSeq lists its product as uncharacterized. Lineage: Eukaryota; Fungi; Ascomycota; Sordariomycetes; Diaporthales; Diaporthaceae. The transcript is spliced from 3 exons. Bases 1 to 654 code for a protein of 217 amino acids. The record is from RefSeq and is a predicted model, not a curated record.
AUGCAUUCCAAGGCCGCCCUCUCUGCUCUCGCCCUGGCCAUCCACGGUGCCACGGCCCAAUUCGAGGCUUGGGCUUUCGGCAACAUGUUCACUGUCGGUCCCGCCUCGGGUAACAGAAACUGGAUCGCGAAGGCAACCUGGUCCCUCACGCCGCCGCCGCCGCCCACCGAUUCCACCGCGCCGUGCGGUGAUAACAUGUUUGUCUCCAUCUGGAUCGGCAUCUCCCCUACGGCUUCCUCUGGAACUCUCGUACAGCCGCUUCUGAAUUGGUCCGUCAAUCAGAAGUCCCAAGGCUGCGACGCUGCCGAUGACGAGUGGUGUGUGGAUGCCAGCACGUUCACCGUUGAUACCACCGAGGACAAGAAGGCCUCCCAGAAAGUCUGGAUUAAUGGCGAGCUCGUGUCCUCUCAGACGGAUACCAUGGACGGAUACCCGGCGUACCUGUACUCCAGCAACGAGUGCUACAAGGACCAGUGCGGUUCCAUCAACGCCUACUUCUGGGACAACGUAACCAUCACCCUCAACGAGGCCGAUGAGAGCUUCGGCAAGAAUGUCCAGCUCAGCGGUUCCAGCGGAAGCUUCUCGACCUCCGACGACGGCAAGACUUGGACUGGAACCUUCAAGAUCGAUGCCGACCACUUUCCCGCCCCAUAA